UUCAAAUUUGCUGAAAGAACAGAGCGUCGCGUGCAAGCCAAUCCGCUUGAAGAUUUACAAUCGACACCACUCAGUGAUUAGUACAAAAAGAAGAGAAAGAGACUUCGGUUUUGACGCUCUCCACGAGGGAAAAGAUUGAAUGUUGCGCCUCAGAUGACACCAAACCUUCACACUUUUUAACAACAAGUUCUUGUGUGUGUGUAUGUUAGUCUGAUGGAGGCGACAUGCAUUCAGUGCAGUCUUGCUAUUGAGAGUCUGUCUGGCCAAUCGACUUGCCAACGAAAAUCAUUCGCUAAAGCAGAGCUAACACUCGGACGCAAUGAGAACGGCAGCAUAAUGAUCCAACUGAACACACCACAAGAAACAAUCACACAACUCAUCAAGCAACACACCGUCCACACGAAAUUCCUACGAGACGGAAAAGCCACCAUCCGAUUGAUAACCCAGGGGGUCCAACUAUUAAUAUCAAACUGUCCUCCAGAUAACUUGGCAAGUUUUGUUAAAACCCUUGAGGUCAAACUCGCUGCUCGAGGUGACUUACAAGUGAAACGCACUGGAGCUAGACGAGUUCUCCACACAUUCAAUGAGAUCAGUCCAUUGACAGGAGGAGAUGUCAAGGCAGCAAUUGAGAAGACAAAGUCGUCUGCAAUGGCUACGACUCCAUGCAGAGAGCACAAAGCGAAAACAGCAAUAAAACGGAAAUUAGCAACCGAAAAGAACGAGAGCCCACAACUGAGUUUACCGAUGAACAAAAUGCCUGAACUGACAGCCGAACAAGUUGGGGUUCUAACUGCCGUGCAACAGGGGAAAAAUGUGUUUUUCACUGGAAGUGCAGGGACAGGGAAAUCGUACCUUCUAAAGCGAAUAAUCGGAUCUCUGCCUCCAUCAUCGACGUUUGCUACAGCGAGUACUGGUGUGGCGGCGUGUCAUAUCGGAGGGACCACACUCCAUGCGUUUGCUGGUAUUGGAAGUGGAGAUGGUGAUGUGUGUGCUUGUGUGGCGAUGGCGUCGAAGCAGUUGAGAGCGGAGAGGUGGCGUCGAUGUAGGCACCUGAUAAUUGAUGAAAUAUCGAUGAUCGAUGCGGAGUACUUUGAUAAAGUUGAAACGGUUGCGAGGAAGGUUCGUCAGUGUGAGAGACCGUUUGGUGGUAUACAGUUGGUCAUAUGUGGAGACUUCUUGCAGUUGCCGCCGGUCAUUAAAGAUGGAAGAGAGCAGAAGUUUUGUUUUCAGGCUGAUAGCUGGAAAUACUGUCUAGAGGUCAGUCUACACCUCAGCAUUGUCCAUCGCCAGACAGACUUAAAAUUCAUUAAAAUACUUCAAUAUAUCCGCACAGGAAGAUGUCCAACUAUCGUUGCUGAUAUUCUCUCCUCCACCUCCACCAACGUCAUCGAACAUGAUGGAAUCAUGGCCACUCGGUUGUGCACACACAAAGAGAACGUCGACUCUAUUAAUCGUGGAGAGUUGGCCAAGUUGAAAGGCAUGAGCAAGACGUUCGAGUCGACGGACAGUGCACAAGUGCCCACAUCCCAGAUGGACGCUCUGUUUCCAGUCAAGUCUCGUCUAGAGCUAAAACUUGGAGCACAGGUAAUGCUCACCAAGAACUUAGACAUACAGAGAGGUCUCGUGAACGGCGCUCGAGGAAUCGUGCUCGACUUCGUUCAAGAACACAAAGCCGCUCCGGUCGUCAAAUUUGCGUCAGGGCUAAAGAGGGUCAUCACACCAGAGGUUUGGUCGGUUAAGACUGCAGCAGGAAACGUGCUGACGAGGAAACAGUUGCCGUUGAAGUUGGCAUGGGCGCUGUCAAUACACAAAAGCCAGGGCAUGUCACUUGACUGCGUCGAGAUGUCUCUUUCUCGCGUCUUCGAGAGCGGCCAAGCAUACGUGGCUCUAUCCCGAGCACGAAGCCUACAAGGUCUACGAGUGCUCGACUUCGAUCGUAACUGCGUUCGAGCGAAUCCGACCGUCCUCAAGUUCUACCACCAACUGAAACAGAGUCAGUCAAUUCCAGGACCACAAACGCCCAAGAGAAUCAAAUACGACGAGGAAACGUGA
This is a messenger RNA of Corticium candelabrum, 2052 nucleotides long. RefSeq names its product ATP-dependent DNA helicase PIF1-like. Gene Ontology annotation, molecular function: ATP hydrolysis activity; DNA helicase activity. NCBI's taxonomy places the organism in Eukaryota, Metazoa, Porifera, Homoscleromorpha, Homosclerophorida, Plakinidae. Gene Ontology annotation, biological process: DNA repair; telomere maintenance. The transcript has 7 exons. The record is from RefSeq and is a predicted model, not a curated record. Bases 214 to 2052 code for a protein of 612 amino acids.